This is a messenger RNA of Crotalus tigris (Tiger rattlesnake), 1545 nucleotides long. RefSeq names its product transmembrane protein 231 (gene TMEM231). Lineage: Eukaryota; Metazoa; Chordata; Lepidosauria; Squamata; Viperidae. The transcript has 7 exons. Gene Ontology annotation, biological process: cilium assembly; regulation of protein localization. The record is from RefSeq and is a predicted model, not a curated record. Gene Ontology annotation, cellular component: ciliary membrane; ciliary transition zone. The coding region runs from base 27 to 1160 and encodes 377 amino acids.
CGUGGUCCUCCUUGAACAUCCACUUCAUGGUCGGGCGGUCCGGCGGCGGGCGGGCGAGUCGGGCCUUUAGUCCUCCAGCAACUCUUCGGCAGCCGCAGCAGCCCCUCUGCGCGCGGGAGGGGCGGGACGUCCGCCGACGCUCCGCGGGCGCGCCCUCCGCCGCGGCGAUUGGUUGGCAGGGUGGCGCGCCCGUCGCCGUGGAGACGCGCGGCGGCAUGGCCUGGCUGGAGGUGGCUGCGGGCGGCGGCGGCGGCCGACGCGGCCGGCUGUGUUCCCUGGCGGCGCUGGGGCUGCUGCUGCUGGGCGCGCUCACCUACGUGCCGCCCCUGCUGGUGGCCUACCGGAGCCACGGUUUCUGGCGCUCGCGGAGCAGCUACGCCGAGCAGCCCGUAGUCCGCUUCCGGCACGAGGUGCUCCUGGCCGCGCUAACCGAGGGCGGCGGCGGGCCGGUGGGCUGGAGCUCCUUCGCCGCCUGCAAUCGCCUGCUGGGCGGCCGGCUGCGUGUCCCGCUCGUCUCGGCUCGGGAGGAAGAUUCUAACCGGGAUGGAGUAAUGGACCAGCUCCAUUUUCAGCUGGAGCUUCCGCUCCUCCCCUCCGAACGAGUCGUGGGGAUUCAGCUUCUGCUGACUUUCUCCUACGAGUUGCACAGAAUGUCUACUUUUGUGAUGCAGAGCAUGGCUUUUUUGCAGUCUUUUAGCCCUGUGCCAGGAUCGCAGGUGUUUGUAAAUGGAGAUCUCAAACUUCAUCAGAGGCAGCCCCUUCUCCAUGCUGGGCUAGAUAGCAGAUAUAAUGUAUCUGUGAUCAAUAGUACAAGUCCUUUUGCACAAGACUAUGAUUUUGUGAACAUUUUUGAAACAUAUCAGAAGAGGAAUGUUACAACAGUUUUGGCUGGUCCCGGUCCCAUUUGGGUGACUGGAAGAUCACCAGAUCAACCAUUUGUGAUCCGGGCCUUCAUCCAUUAUCCGAUGGAAUUGAUUGUAUAUCAGCCAGGCUUCUGGGAGAUGAUGAAGUUUGCCUGGAUGCAGUACAUUAGCAUCCUCCUGAUAUUUUUGUGGAUUUUUGAAAGAAUAAAAAUCUUCCUUCUUCGAAAUCAAGUGCUGAACAUAGUGCCGGUGUCUCUGCUUCCCCCACUGUUGUCCUAUAAAGAGCACCAGUCCUGACCUGCAGAGGAGAAAGAACUUUGCUCUCAGUGGCCUCCACUGCUUUUGCAUUUGGAAGAUGAGGCUUUCCACACAUUGGGUUCAUACAUUAUUUUGCAAAGUUUAUUGUGAGUUCUCAGUGUAGAUUUUCUUUCCUGUCCUAUUUUCAGAAAUCUGUUUGUUAUUAUGGUCUAUCAGAUGCAUAUCAGCCAUAAUAAGUGGCAAGAAAAACCUUUUAAUGAAAAUUAUACAAAUGAGUUUUACUGUCUGUAAGUACAUAACUGAAUCCCAGUCUUGAUGGCAAAAUCCUCUAGAAGGAAUUAACUACAGAAACAAAAAGAACAUUCUUUGAAAAGACAGAUUUUCUUUGCAAGAAUACUGAAAUAAAGAAUGCCUUUGUUCUUUU